GCACAGCCACCCUGCCCGACGCAGCCCCGCCGAGAUAAGGGAGCGCGUUGGCUCCGGAGAUUAGACCUGCCCGCUGCUCUGUUUCUCGUUUUUUUCAUGCAUUUAUUGGCAAAAGAGGAGCCCGAAGGGGGGGAAGUUAAAACAACAGAGGGGGAAACAGCACCCUGUUGUGCACUGCCGGCUGGCUCUGCCGAGGAAAAUUGUCCCCAAGGGGACUGGGGAGAAGCCCCCUUGACUUCUGCGCCGGGGAAGCUGCUGUAACCCGCGGCGCUGGCCCCAGGAGGCUGGGAGCAGCUGAGCGGGGCCGGGCAGAGCCUUUGUGCCUUUGUGCAGCUUUCUGACCGCAGGGCUUCUUGGCCCCGGUGGCUUUGCUGCUUCCGAAGCCGUAGUCAGGGGAAUUGAUCGCUCCCCAAGCAGGUGCCCGGAGCUUUUUGCAAUCGGAGCUUUUGCUUUGUCUUGUCAGCCUGCUGGAAAAGCCUUGUUUUAGGCAGGAUUAAUCUCUCGGAGCAAUAUUCGAAAGCAGAGAGGGGGCUUUAAUUGGGCUGGGAUUAGCAGGGAGAGGGGGAGCUUUCUUCUUUCCUGCUAAUUGCCCCUUAUCUGCGGCUGCGAAACCUGCUGCUGGCUGCCUGCCUGCCUGCCUGGCUGUGCUGGGGCCCAGGCGAGCCGCGGGGCUUGUCGGUUCCCCCGCUCGCUGGUGGAGAUGCUGAUAACCAACUUCAGCGUGCCGGCAGCCUGCUUCUCCCUGCCGCCCACCUCCCGGCAGCUGCUGCAGGAGCUGGACAUGGUCCAACUCUCCAUCAUGGGCUUGGCCACCAUCCUGACGCUGGUGUCGGUCGCCAUCUACGUGGAAGAGGCCAUCUACCUCACCCACAAGAUCCGCUGCCCCAUCAAGAUGAAGACCCUCCGCUGGAGCAGCUCGGCCCCCACGGUUGUGGCCGUGUUCAGCUGCUUCGGGCUGUGGAUCCCGCGCUCCAUGAUGGUGGUGGAGAUGGCGACCACGAUGUACUUCGCCAUCUGCUUCUACCUCCUGAUGCUGGUCAUGGUGGAGGGCUUUGGGGGCAAGGAGGCGGUGCUCAGCACCCUGAAGGACGUGCCCAUGGUGCUCAACACCGGGCCCUGCUGCUGCUGCUGCCCCUGCCUGCCCCGAAUCACCAUGAGCAGGAGCAAGCUGCGGUUGCUGAUGCUAGGGACUUUCCAGUACGCCUUCUUGAGGACGGCCGCCGUCUUCCUGGGGCUGGUGCUGUCUGCUGACGGGAACUACAACCCCGCUGAUAUCUCAGCGGAGAGCGUGGCGCUCUGGAUCAACACCGUCGUCGGUGCCUCCACCCUCUUCGGGCUGUGGGCUCUGGGCAUCCUCUUCCGGCAGGCCCGGCUGCAUCUGACGGAGCAGAACAUCAAGGCCAAGUUCACCUGCUUCCAGGUUCUCCUCAUCCUGACAGCGCUGCAGCCCGCCAUCUUCAGUAUCCUGGCCAACAACGGCAACAUCGCCUGCUCGCCGCCCUUCUCCUCCAAGGCCAGGUCGCAGCAGAUGAACAUGCAGCUGUUAAUCCCGCAAACCUUCAUCCUGGCCGUGGUGACGCGGAUAUACUACCGCAAGCAGGAUGACAAGCCGGGCUACCAGCCCUUCAACAUCACGCCCGCCAGCAGCAACGCCAAGGCGUGAGCGGGGGGGAGCACAGGAGGGUGCGAGGGGCAGAGCCCGGGGUGCUGCCCUCCCUGCACAGCCAUCUCCUCCUCCUCCUGCGGCCCUGGGAAGCUGCUGGGAGCAAAGGCAGCAGAGGGGGAAAGGGCGUGUCAGCGGAGGGUGACAGGGUCCGAAACCUGAAGGCCAUGAGCCAGAGGGAGCUGCGCGGCAGUCGUCCAGCCCCGGGGGGGCUCUUGUCUUGCACUGAAUAAAGGUAACUCUGUACGUGGGUCUUGUGUUGGUCACUGGGCUCAGAUCGUGGGAGGACGGAGCCCAGGGCAGCAGAGCCAUGGUGCAGGGCUCGCAGUGGGCUGGGGCUGAUGAGGUGCCCAGCACCCCCCACUGAAGCCCCUUCUCCCUCCAACCACUGCUAAGACGGCACGUGAGGAGGCCACGACGAGAGCUGGCUGGGCUAGAACAGCAAAAGGGACCUGGCACGCAACGAAUAAAACGACUUUGCAUUUAUUUGGCUAAACACAGAAGCCAAAAAAACAACUCCAGAACAAGUAAGACACGGGGCUGUGCACGCAGGCCAUACAGAGAAACCAGCACAGCGAACACGGAUUGGGAAGAGCCAGCCCGAGGUGACAGCAAGAGUAGCUGAUGCACAAGGCCAGGGAUGGGCAGGGGAUGGCAGAAUGUGGGUGCUAAGGCCACACUGUGGGUGCUGGGCACCACCAGAGCUUCCUGCGACCAGCACCCUGGUGAUCUCCCAGUGCCCCCCAGCACACUACCUCUGGCCGGUGCAACCCUGGGGAAGAGAAGAGUCAGAAAACCAAAGCUCCCAACUCCCACUCUUUCGUUUCUUUCAUCCAUUUCAGGGAAAAAGUUCUCUUUCCCAUCAAGGGGGGAAAAAAGUGACUCAAAGCUUUUUGUGGGUGGCUGCAUUCAGAGUGAAACUGCUCAGCUGGAAGACACACUGGUGAGCAGUUUUGAGACCGUCAGGCUUGACAGACUCCUGGCAACAGAGCAUGACAGGACUUUCUAGGCACCAACGGUAGCGUUGGGCCCGGAAAUCUCCUGGUUUUGACAAGCAGCAACACGCAGGCAAGCAGCAAAACACGGGAUUCGGUCACCUUGUUGGACAGCCAGACCCAGCUCCUUACCUGCGGCAGGUAGGACACCCAGCCCGUCCAGCAGGGAGCCCUUGUGAGCACCAAGUCUUCCCUGAGGGCAAGAGGCAGGGUUUGUCCCAAAGUCACCGCUACUGCCAGGUGUAUUCACUGCUCCAACACCUGCCUCGGGUUACAAUAAAGUCCUGACCCUCUAAAAUGUCUUGGUAAGACAGGGCAGCGCUGGAAAUGGGGCCAGUCCAGCAAUCCAGGAGGAAACAAACAAAACUAAAAAGGAAAAAAAAAAAAGACUGCUCUGGGAUUUGAGUGUUUUUUUUUUAAUUUAAGUGCAAGGAGGAAGCAGGGAUUAUUGGUUACAAGAAACAGCUCUGUUAUUCCAAGCUACACGUAAAACCAUGCCUGGCUUCUUCCUAAGUGCCCCGGGUUGUGCAAAGACACCAAGAAACACGCAGGGUCUCCACAGAACAAGCCACCAUCCAAAACACACCACUGUUACCCAAAAUUACAGAACACUGUUGCAUAACUUGUGUUUAAAACAGCUGCAAGGCUCUGAAGCAGCCUGGCCUUUGUGAUCCGCCUGGGGAAAGCGACUUGACACCCCUAGUGAGGGAAGGGUGAAGGAAGGAAAGUGGGGAAGAUAGGGAAGAGAGACCGUGGGUGAUACAAAAUAAGUGCUCCACCAUCAUAAAUAAGCCAGGUCAGUAAAGGCUGGCUCGUACCAAGGGACCGUUCUUUGCUCUCACAGCUUAAAGCCAACAGCAGCCAGCCACACUCCCAGAGCUGUGCACACCCCUGCUGAGAGAGGUCCGAGUGGCGGAUGAGGAAUCCCCAAAAUACCCUUUCUCACACAGGCUCUGGCCUCAGCAGAAGCCCAGAGCGAAGAGGUUUCUCUCCUACGAGACUCUGCCAAGCCCUCUGGGCAGCACGACAGAGGAACAGCAAGGUAAAAGCCAGCAAGCAGCAGCAGCCUGGGAUGAUUCGCCUCCCUGCUGCUCCCCAAGCCCCCCAUCCCGCGUGGCAGAGCUCCCUGCGGGGCUGCGAGCCCUCCUCGCCUGCUGCCAGCACUGCAGGAGCUCACGGGGGCUCAGCCCAGCAGCUCCACCCAGAGACAAACCCGAAGGGAAAAGCGAGUGGGAGGUUCAUGGGACAGCCAGCUGGCUGCGGGGACAGCGCGCCGAGCAGCUCGGGACCUGGCACGGGGAGGGAAACUUCCACCCGAAGAGCUGAGGGCCACAAAGCUCGACGCUUACUACACACACACGACAGCAGGCAGGACUAGGACCUUUCAAAUGAGCAGAGCACACGUUUAAAAUCUUAAAAAGCCGCAGCACUCUCUGAUGUUCUUCCCGGCCUGCCUUGAGGAGCGGAGUAAAUGGGCAGGAUUUGUGCAUUUAUUGCACAGGACAGGUAACACGGGACUGUCACCCUUCACUGGGCAGUAAAACAUGCCCCUCAUCUGUCCAGCUGCACAUACCGACAGACAGCAAACUGGCUGCGUGAAUUCUUGUUUUGUCCUUAUAGCAGCAACUUGACCAGUGUGAAGGACUGCGCCAGUCCUCAGAGCACAGCAACUGAAACACGGAGACGCGCAGAGCACAGCGCUGAGGGGCCGCGUGGACGGACAAACACUUAGGACACACCAGAGACUGGGACAAGGAACUUCUCAAAGGAGCACACACAUUCAUUUCCUACCUGGGCGCUCACACACCCGAGGAAACGCACAGACAAAGUGCCCUGAAGCAAAGAUUCAUUCUCUUCUCUCCAACAGCAACUGAGGGCUCAAUUUUAGCUCGAGAUUUAGCAGUCCCGUUAAGAUUAGCUGGAAAAGGCCUUUCCCCUGCAGCCGCCUGUGCGGAUUUGGAGCUGCAAAUGCUGCACACCUGCAGGGCGUGCGACUACGGUGCUGCGACUUCUUCCAGGGGGUGACUCGUGCACGCUAAGCUGGCAGCCCUCUCCCCAGCACAUCCUCACCGCGGCACGCCGGGAAGCUCGGCCAAGAGGCAUGCCAGCGCUGCCGAGCCUGCCAGGUAAGUUCCUAUCGGCUCCAGAGCAGCAGAGAUGUCCCUGUGUCCUAGCAGUUUCUCUACGCAACUGCUCCCUGCGUGCUGUCGAGGUCACCCUGGUUGAGGAACCGAGGGGUCUUUCAUUUGGCAGUGGCACGGAUACUGCCUGGGGCUGGGAGGGAUAAGACAGGGGAGCUGAAAGAAAGAAGG
This is a messenger RNA of Cygnus olor (mute swan), 4970 nucleotides long. RefSeq names its product solute carrier family 51 subunit alpha (gene SLC51A). Lineage: Eukaryota; Metazoa; Chordata; Aves; Anseriformes; Anatidae. The record is from RefSeq and is a predicted model, not a curated record. Gene Ontology annotation, biological process: bile acid and bile salt transport. Bases 701 to 1663 code for a protein of 320 amino acids. The transcript is spliced from 9 exons. Gene Ontology annotation, molecular function: transporter activity. Gene Ontology annotation, cellular component: plasma membrane; endoplasmic reticulum membrane.